AGAAAGUAAAGUGACAAUAAAUAUUCAUGCUGCAGUGUAUAAUGGCAAAAAUAUAUUCCCAGGUAAUAAUUAUUUCUUUACUUAUUUCUGAAAAUAUUUCACUUUGUUUUCAUUUUGAAAAGCAGUGGAGGAACUUUAAGAUUAAAUUUAAUAAGAAGUACGGAGAAGACGAAGCAAUCAUAAGGCACGAUAUCUGGUUACAAAAUUUGGAUUUCAUUUUACAGCAUAACAUAGAUUAUGACUUGGGAUUGAAGUCUUACAAGCUCGGACUUAACGAAUAUAGCGACUUGAACCAUACGGAAUUCAUACAGAAGAUGUGCGCUUCGAUGGUAGCAGUAAAUAGAACGACGGCGUCAGUAUUCACUUUUAAUAGUGUUGCUGAUAUAGUUCUUCCAGAUUAUGUCGAUUGGAAGAAAAAAGGAUACGUUACUAAAGUCAAACAUCAGAGAGAAUGUGGUGCUGCUUGGGCUUUCUCUGCCACUGGAGCAUUAGAAGGACAACAGAAAAGGAAAACAAAUAGAUUGGUUACGUUAAGUGAGCAGAAUUUAAUCGAUUGUUCUAAAUCACAAGAAUUUAUCUUAGGUAACAAAGGAUGUGGAGAAGGUUCAGCAGAUCAAGCGUUUGAAUAUGUAAAACUUAACGCAGGUAUCGAUACUGAAGAAUCGUAUUCUUACGUAGGAAAAGAGGGCCCUUGCAGAUUUAAUAGUAAAUCCGUUGGAGCUACGUGUUACGGAUUUGUGGAUCUUCCAAGUGGGGACGAAAAAUCACUGCAGCAUGCAAUUGCCACUAUUGGUCCAAUUUCUGUUGUGAUCGAUGCAAGUUCUCGAUUCUUUCAAUUCUACAGGGAUGGAGUUUACGAUAAUGAAAAUUGCAGCAGUGAUUUAUUAAAUAUGCCUGUUCUUGUUGUUGGAUAUGGAAGCGUUAAGGACGGUGCCGAUUAUUGGCUUAUUAAAAAUAGCUGGGGAACAAGCUGGGGUAUAGGUGGUUAUAUCAAAAUGUCAAGAAACAAAAAGAAUCAAUGUGGAGUCGCCACCUUGGCCAGUUAUCCUCAAGUAUAAUUAAAAUAUUGUACUUUUUUAUAUUCAUAUAUGUAUAUAUAGUGUAUCAUAAGUUUAAAACCAUAGAGUAUAUGUUGAUCUUCGUUUAGUCUUUAUCGGCUUAAGCAAGGCGCCGAAUAAAAAGAAAUGAAUUCAAGAUUUCGGUGAGAUGACACGCAAUCGGCAUGAAGUCGCCGAAAAGUAUAGAUGCAUCCUAUUAAACACUUCGGUAAUUUCACGCUGAUUGCGAGUCUCCACCCUCAAAAUAACUCGAAUUCAGUUUCAACUCAUUCAACGCAAUACUUUACCUGUAAAAGUAUUGACAAGGUUUAACUAACGCUUAUGGUUUUAGACUUAGAGGAGUCCCUGCAAAUGUAUACAUGUAAUGAUCCGAACGAAAAAUAAACAAUUUACAAAUACAUAAAUGAGAAAAUACAUGUUAUGCUGAUGUAUUGAUAAAUUAAAUUAAGGAAUGAAACUUGUUAAUGGUUUGGCA
Messenger RNA from Centruroides sculpturatus (bark scorpion), 1533 nucleotides. RefSeq names its product cathepsin L1-like. Bases 27 to 1058 code for a protein of 343 amino acids. Gene Ontology annotation, cellular component: lysosome. Gene Ontology annotation, biological process: immune response. The record is from RefSeq and is a predicted model, not a curated record. Gene Ontology annotation, molecular function: cysteine-type endopeptidase activity. Lineage: Eukaryota; Metazoa; Arthropoda; Arachnida; Scorpiones; Buthidae. The transcript is spliced from 9 exons.